AUGGCUUUGGACUCAAUCAUAACAGAGGGAGUUGAGUUUGCCAAUAAAUUACAAAAUAAAACAGAAGAUUUUAAGAAAGACAUUGAAGAUAUUUAUGUCAUGAGCAGGGCUAGACCUGAUGAUAAGUAUAAUCUUGUCAAGGAAUUAUAGGAAUUAGGUCAUGUGGUAGGAGUAUGUGGUGAUGGCACUAAUGAUUGUCCUGCAAUAUCUAAGAGUGAUAUUGGUUAUAGUAUGGGAAUAUCAGGGACUGAGAUGGCUAGAGAGAGUUCCGGUAUUCUAUUGUUGGACGAUAAUAUUCAUUCUAUUUAUAAGGGAAUCAUUUUGGCCAGGAAUCUCUUUGAUUCAGUCAAAAGACUGGCUCAGUAUUAAAUAACUUCACACUUUUCGUUGAUUAUUAUUCUAAUCGCUUCAUCAGCAAUUGGAGAUACUGUAAUAUCACCACUUUAAUUUAUUUGGAUAAAUUUAAUCACUGAUUUAUUUGCUACAUUUGCUUUGUCUUAUUGCAAACCAAGUUCUUAUUUGUACCAUUAAAAACCUCCUAGUAAAAAUGGAUUUCUCUUGGAUACCAUUGUUUACAUUCGCAUUGUAAUUCUUGCAAUUUACAUCAUAACUGUUUGCAUAAUUUUCGUCCAUUAAUCCUCGAUGGUAUUCAAUUUGUUUGUGAUGAUUACUUUGUUUAAUUUGAUUAAUUCUCGUAUGGUGUACUUGGAAUUCAAUGUAUUUAGUGGAUUCUUUGGAUCGUGGAUGAUUUAUUCUUCAAUUCUGAUAAUAGGAUUACUACAAUUCUUAAUAGUGGAGUAUGGAGGAAUAGUAAUGUAAACCUUUGAUGGGUUGAGCUUGAAUUAGUGGUUUAUUUGUAUUGUUAUUGGAAUCGGCAGUGUAAUUUGGAGAACGAUAGUAAUACUGAUUAUAAGGCCGAUGAUUGUAAACAAUCAGUUGUAUAUAUUAGAAGAGUGA
This is a messenger RNA of Paramecium tetraurelia, 957 nucleotides long. RefSeq lists its product as uncharacterized. Gene Ontology annotation, molecular function: ATP hydrolysis activity; ATP binding; P-type calcium transporter activity. The transcript is spliced from 4 exons. Gene Ontology annotation, cellular component: intracellular membrane-bounded organelle; membrane. Lineage: Eukaryota; Ciliophora; Oligohymenophorea; Peniculida; Parameciidae. The record is from RefSeq and is a predicted model, not a curated record.